ACGGGGCUGGAGGGGUCGGUGAUCCCUCAGUGAAGCGCAGAGCAGUGAUGAGGUGCAGAUGGGGGCCGCGACAUCUUUAACUUUUGCCUCCUGCUCCGUCUCUCCUCAGGAGAACUCUCCAUUCUGCCUUUUUUCUGCGCGCUGAGGCGCUUUUUACGCGGCAUCCUCGCGUUCUGUCACACCGGGAGGAGUCUCUGAUUCUGCGAGGGAUCUCCGGAUUCAACAUGACAGCGUCGGGUGACGGCGGAGGCUGCCGGUAGAUCCGCUGCGGUUCGGUCAGAGAUGCUCGGGGAGCAGGAUGGAGAACCCGCGGAGCAGAGUGCGGCGCGGCGCGGGAGCGCGCUCAGCCUGGGGGACGGCGUGGACAGCGGCCUCGGCGACCUCCAGCAACCCGCCUACAGCAAGCUGGAGUUCAGGAGACACGCGGUGACAGAGGACUACAAGAUCACAUCCCAGGUCCUCGGUCUGGGCAUCAACGGGAAAGUGUUGGAGUGUUACUGCAAGAAAACGGGGGCAAAGUGUGCGCUGAAGAUUCUAUAUGAUACUCCUAAAGCCAGACGAGAAGUUGAUCUGCACUGGCGAGUGUCGGGGGGACCCCACAUCGUACAGAUCCUCAGCCUGUAUGAGAACAUGCACCAGGGCAAGAAGUGUCUGCUCAUCGUGAUGGAGUGCAUGGAGGGAGGGGAGCUGUUCAGCCGCAUUCAGGCCCGAGGGGAUCAGGCCUUCACGGAGAGAGAAGUGUCAGAGAUCAUGCACGACAUCGGCUCAGCCAUCGAGUACCUGCACCGCAUGGACAUCGCUCACAGAGACGUGAAGCCUGAGAACCUCCUCUACACCACCAGAGAGAGCAAUGCCGCUCUGAAGCUGACGGACUUCGGCUUCGCUAAGGAGACCUCGCUGCACAAGUCGCUGCAGACGCCGUGCUACACGCCGUAUUACGUUGCCCCAGAAGUUCUUGGACCAGAGAAAUACGACAAGUCAUGUGACAUGUGGUCUCUGGGGGUGAUCACAUACAUCCUACUGUGUGGGUUUCCUCCAUUCUACUCUAACACAGGCCAGGCCAUCUCCCCAGGCAUGAAGCAGAGGAUCAGGCUGGGCCAGUACGAGUUUCCCAAUCCUGAGUGGGCCGAAGUUUCAGAGGAAGCCAAGCAGCUCAUCAUCCAGCUGCUGAAGACUGACCCCAGUGAGAGGAUGACUAUUGGACAGUUCAUGAACCACCCCUGGAUCAGCCAGUCCAUGGCGGUUCCAUCAACCCCUCUCCACACCUCUCGGGUUCUGACUGAGGACAGAGAAUUGUGGGACAACGUCAAGGAUGAAAUGACCAGCGCUUUGGCCACCAUGCGCGUGGACUACGACCAGGUGAAGAUCAAAGACCUGGACACGUCCAACAAUCCUCUGCUGAACAAGAGACGCAAGCGGCCGGCGCCUCCAGGAGCGGCUCAGGCAGAAGCAGCCGAGCCCGGAUGUGACAAUCACAACCGAGUUUCAUUUGAUGAAAACGACGGAGAAAAUAUCACUGAACAAAAGUAGAGUAAAGCAGCUGCGAGGACUGUUAUAAUAUCAUAUAUCGUACAAUGUAAACUCUGCACUUAAUAGUUGAGAACGCCUUUUAUUUUAUUAGUUGACCAAUUAAAAUACAUUUUCCCAA
Messenger RNA from Oryzias melastigma (Indian medaka), 1648 nucleotides. Its product is annotated as MAP kinase-activated protein kinase 2. Lineage: Eukaryota; Metazoa; Chordata; Actinopteri; Beloniformes; Adrianichthyidae. The transcript is spliced from 10 exons. Bases 283 to 1530 code for a protein of 415 amino acids. Gene Ontology annotation, cellular component: cytoplasm; nucleus. The record is from RefSeq and is a predicted model, not a curated record. Gene Ontology annotation, biological process: response to cytokine; intracellular signal transduction; toll-like receptor signaling pathway. Gene Ontology annotation, molecular function: mitogen-activated protein kinase binding; ATP binding; calcium/calmodulin-dependent protein kinase activity.